Messenger RNA from Chara braunii, 2836 nucleotides. NCBI's taxonomy places the organism in Eukaryota, Viridiplantae, Streptophyta, Charophyceae, Charales, Characeae. The record is from the annotation of a GenBank genome assembly.
ACAGACAAGGAGACCAUGCACAGACCAUGCACACACACACACGCAAAUUCACAUGUACACAAAUACACACACACACACACACACACACACACACACACACACACACACACACACACACACAUGUCGAUGACGUCAUUGUGCAUUUCGCCUGGCAGAGAGAAAAGGACAAAAGACAAAUUGUACCAUCAUGUCGAUGUCAGUAGCACAGGUGGAGAAAGCUCUUGCUGAGGUAAUGAAGUAUGCAGCGGAGGGCAUCCACGACAACGGUGACAUCGAGUUCUCUUUGCUGAAGGAGAGGGUGCCGAGGUACGUCGCAAUCAGUGUGGAUAUGAGAUCCACAAUCAUGGCAAAUGAUGAGGGUUGUGUCAAGGCACGAAUGCUCUUGCAACGCUUCCGAGAGUCACCACAUUUACGUGUGGACAAGGAAGUGGAACACAGUCCUUAUAGUCUAAAAGGAGUGGUUCAGUGGAUGUGCAACGAAGGGAUGUGCGAAGAUGGAGACGUGGACAUGACAAUGCACCAAAAAGGGGGAACGUAUGCACCUGCAGAUUUCAAAAAGUUGYUGGGCAYURUGGCGAAGAACUCYGACAUGCUUGUUGAUGGGUCCAAKGACGARUUGAAAAGUGGURCUGCARAGAUCUUGGUGUUGUCCAGAAUGAAGGACAUCACACAAACACCACCACAGGACUUUCAAGAUGUUCCUGUAAUUGUUGCAGAUGGUGUGGAAUAUGUUCUGCUGGAUCAGCUCUGCGAUUUCAUGAAAAAGAGUGAUGAGGACARGAACGUCAUCCACRAGGYGUUGCACGAARUGACAGAGUUUGMWYUGYAGGGUAAAGAUCUGAUCGAAUUUGUGCCARCGAGAGGAGARGACGACUUCAUAUCCGRCAKACCRUURUGGGGGRACUUAUUGUCACGCRUUUUGGACCGRCUCAGUCUUGCAAGUUGCGAUGUUGAGAGACAAAGAGAAAGAGAAGAAGGGUGGAAGUUGAUCGCCAGGGAAACAAGUUUAGCAAUCAUUCCAGACAACGGAGAAACAUCAGCAGCAGAAGAAUCAAUAAGCAGUAUGGCAGUCGAUGUGCCUCCCAUGCAGAUAGCAGAUACAGAGGAGGUACUGCUUGCAGAUAUCUUCAAUGCUAAUGCUAUGGAGAGAGAUCAGUGUGAUGUUGGAUUCGAAGACGCCGAUUUGGCAAGUUGUCUUGCAAUAUACACAGACAAUGAAGAUACAGAAGAAGAUGAAGAAGAGGAUGAAGAGGCAUCGUCUUCUGACGUGGAGGUGAGCGGCAACGAUGUCAGCAGCGACGAGGCAGACGAGGAAGAUGAUGUUUACUAUGAUUUGAAGGGGGCGGGUGGACAAAUGUCAAAAGGUUGGGCACAUGCAGUUCUGAGGUUGGCACGUGCUUUCCCCAAUCCGCAUAAUGUGUUGCGUGUUAUGAUGAAGGGGGCAACACCUGACGGUGCUCUACAGUCUUUCAUGUCCUUACGAACUUUGAAUUCACAUCGUGCGAGGGCAUGCCCGGGUGUGGUGGACGAAAGAGCACAAGGGCAGGAGAUGGGUGUUGUUGACGCCUGCGGGCCAUCAAACAUAGGUCCAGUGAAUCUCGUGAGCGAUGAGAGCGAGGACAUCGGAGCCCCCGAGAACGCAGACGGGGAGGGCGGGCCAUUCGCAAAGCAGCAACUGCCGCCUGCGGAGUCUUUUGACAGCUCUCGCAAGCUGGUGGCACUGAUUUUCUCUGUCAGGGGCGGCGUCGGUAUGUCGCAGAGUGACAUAGAUGCUCUCUUGUCACUUCUCAAAGACCCGAGAUUUAGCACGACAGACAUUGCGUACCGUAAUAGUCGAGAGUGUUUGACAUGGGCAGGCAGUCUAGCAAAGGCUGCGGGAUGGAAGGAGUCGGAUCUGCGUAGCGACGACUGGCCACGAGAUGCGCAUGCCAUCUUGUGGCACCGCGAUUGGCGAACCACAUUUCUGUCGAUUUUUAAUAUCGCAUUACAGAAAUGUGAGACGGUGUCUUCUCUGGAGGUGUUCCCGCCGUCAGAGGUAUCUGGCCCUCGCAGCGGGGUGCUAAGUUAUCACAUCCAGUCGAUCAUUCGAGCAGACAAAGGUGUGGACGGGAAUGGAAAUCCACGUUAUGUUAUCCCUUUGUCUUUGAAGGCCGCGGGAAAGAAGGACAAGGAGAGGAAGAAAUCGAAGGCCGAAAAGAAAAAAGAUUCGAGAGAGCGUCGCAGAAGCGGAUCUGAGAAUGUGAAAACGGAACGCACCAGCAGGCGAAAGCACGGAUCAAAAGUUUCAGUCCCAUCAAGUCAGCGUGUUCUUUCAAAGAUGAAAGAACGCAAUGAGUCCCCCCUUUCAACUCCCACCCCACAGAGCCGUGUCAUCGGUGCCGAGAACCGUCCGCCCAGGACCCUUGAGAAGAGGUCGCGGGAAGAUGAAAUCACAAAGGUGCACCGCAGAACAAAGAAGGGAAUCUCCUACAAAAAGGACACAACGGUGGACAUGAUCGAUCUGAGAGGGUCGGACGAUAUGCACAGCGGAGCCCGAGAGGAAGCAGAGGAGGAACACGACGACCCCUCAUCGAAAAAGUCCGACAGGGAGGAUGACAACUCGUCAAGCGACGAGGUCCACGAGAGUGAGACCUCCCACAGACAUCCUCGCGACACUAACGAGGCUGACGAUGACGACGGCGGGAGUGACGACGGCACCGCGCACGAAGAGAGUGACGAUGGGUCAGCCGAAGACGAUAGAAGCACAUCUAGAAGAGCGAGUUCCCCGUCCCCGGGAGGAACAUAACGCACGAGGGUCCCCGGGAGGAACACAACGCACGAGGGCAGCGCUACCGAC